AAACCCUACCCGCGGGCCCUCCGAUUGCUGUACACCCGCCCCUGACCUGCCCUCCGAUUGCUGUACACCCUCCCCGAGCAAGGCAGUCCAAACUAGGGUUUCGCUACUCCAUAUUUAUAAGCAACAUUUGCUGUAACGUGUAAUCUCUGUUUAUCUUCUCUCUGCGUCUAGGGUCUUCCUGUGUAUGAAUAAAUUCUUUUCAGAGCCUCGAAUGGACAAUCACGAAGGAUUCUCAACGGUGGAUCAGCCCAGACCAGGUUUUUGCUAUUUAUGAGCAAUAUUUCAAUUGCUGAUACAUGUUUCCCCUUUAUGUUAAUCAUGUCUCAUUUCAGACCCUCCAGCGGACAGUGCGGCAGGGCUUUCAAAGAUCGCGCAUCCCACUUCAGACCCUCCAGCGGACAGUGCGGCAGGGCUUUCAAAGAUCGCGCAUCCCACUUCAGAUCCGUUUUUUAAGCGAUUUGAAUACUACACCAUGUUGGCAAAAUGUAUUAUGAAGCCUGCAGUCAGUCCAUUCAAUUUUGGACGCGAUUUUCACUAAGGGUCAUCCGGAAACAGUCUCUCUGUGCUUUAGUAUAAGGGGAGCUAUUAUGUGUUGUAAAAAAUGAUGGUUUUAACCCCCAUGUCAUCAUGUCAGAUGAAGCAUCAAGAUGUGAAUUGAAGGAAAGCACCUAUUGUCCAAGUUUCACAGCAAAGCCGCCUAGAGAAUCUAUAUUAGCCACACCAGAAUUGACCAUCAUUCAUGCGGGUGAGAGUGAAGAUGAAUCUGAAAGUAGCAGUGAAGAUGAAUCUGAAAGUAGCAGUGACUGCAUCAACCUUAGUCUGAGCAUACCUUCUCCACCACCGUAUGAUGAUAUGGAAUAUUAUAAUCCUUCACCUUCCCCGCCUGUUUCACCUCGGAAGAUUCAGGAAGAAAUGGAAUUGAAGAUUAGGAUUGCUGAAGAGGAGCAUGGGGCUUGUCAUGUGAAAGAGGGUGGUCAGUUCCGUGAGAUACACUAUAGGGCUGCAAAAGAAGCUCUUGAAUGGUACAACUACAAGAAUUGUUUUGUAGAACGAUAAAUGCAACAUGCAGGGAACACAGUUCAAGUUACUCAAGAUGGUGGAGCUGGAUUUUGCUUUUUAUGGUGCAUUCAUUUUCUUUAUCACCAUGAAGGCAGUGGAUGAUAAAGAUCCUACUUGUUCUGCCGUCACCUUCUUUGCCAAGUAUUAUCAUAGACCUCAAGGUGUGUACCAUUCAAGCUGCGAUGAGGUUGAGGAAUGUUAUCCUAUAAGCUAAUUAACUGCUUCUAGGACAGGCAAAGGGACUUUGCUCUCUGCAUCAUUUAAUCUGUUAUCUAUAUACCCCAAUAAGGUUAUCUGGCUUCCUUUAUUUACUGGAUGCACUCAAAACAUCAUGAAUAUUUAAUUUGAUUUUGAGCCAUACUUACCUCUCUACCUAGUCCCCCACUGGGGGGAUAUUCUUAAGAGGGAGAUACGGAGUACAAGGAUUAAAAGACGACAGGGUGAUGAAUGAUGUGUUAUAUAUUGUAUUUGUGUUUGCUUGUACUUCUAUGAAGUGAAUCAUUGCAUUGUUGUUAUUUGUUUAUUUUUUUGCAGUUGAACUAAAUGACUAAUUGGAUUGGUA
Molecule: messenger RNA, 1621 nt
Organism: Cuscuta europaea
Lineage: Eukaryota; Viridiplantae; Streptophyta; Magnoliopsida; Solanales; Convolvulaceae
Source: the annotation of a GenBank genome assembly